This is a messenger RNA of Cutaneotrichosporon oleaginosum, 866 nucleotides long. The record is from RefSeq and is a predicted model, not a curated record. NCBI's taxonomy places the organism in Eukaryota, Fungi, Basidiomycota, Tremellomycetes, Trichosporonales, Trichosporonaceae.
GAUGUCUAUUCCGGUCCGUGCUGUGCCGAGACGCUGCGAACGCAGUCGAGCAGGCAGGCCAAAUUGGUCUACGGCCGAGGUGGGUGGCAUGUGCAGAGGCGAGAGGACAAAGACUGCCAGAGUGCGAUGAGUGCGAGAUGAGUGCGAGAGCAGUGAUAUGAGGCGCGAAGCAGACAGCCGUGGGCCGAGUUCCGUCGAAGCACAGUACGUCAAUUCCGCGGCUGGCGGAGAAUCGCAGAGUACUGGAACGAGUGCCACCAGCCUUGAGCCGGGACGUGAAGCGCAAGGCCCGAGCCAGGCCCCCGGCGCCGACACCCCGCACAAAGCCUGCGGCUGGAGCAUGCGCCUUCCCGCCCACGCCACUGCCCACGCCACAGGCCGCGACCCCAGACUCGAGCUCGGAGUAUGACGCUGACGCUGACGCGGGUCGGAGGUAGACUGAAUGGAAAAGUCAGGAUCCGAUAUGGUUCCGGGGCGGUGGGGCUGGGCUGGCUGGGGCUGGUCAUGGCGAGUGUAUUGCUCGAUAUUGCACUCAUACAGCGAAUAAUGCGCACAAACUGUACAUGUACGAGCAGCAGGACGCGAGUAUCCGAAAGCUGCUCUGCACAGCUGGCCGCAGCAUCAACAACUAGAGCGAGGACGACGACGAUGGUCGCCACAGAGAAAUCUGGGGCCUCCUGUCGAUCUGGGGGGUUGUUCCAUCCCUGAUAAUUACGCCCUGCCAUCCCUGAACGAUGGCACGCAGCAUUUCCUCGCAGCUCUCGUCAGCAUCAAUGCAGCCAUCAUAGCCAUCAUCUCGUGGCGCUCGUCGCUCGUUGCCAGGUAGACUAGAGGUCUCGAUCUGCAUCUCCAUUUCUCUCUUCUCU